AUGAGGACCAAGCUCGCUAAACAGCCAAGGGGAGGAGCCAUCAGGGAGUCCGUGAGACUCCUUGUAUACGUCGUUGUUCUCACUACCGGUACUGCUCUAAGCUAUUGGAGCACCCCCCUACUGAAUUGGAUGAACGUGAAUGCCACAACCACUACCAAAGUUAAUGGGACAAGUACCAGCAGCAGUGGUUACACCAACACCACAACACCGCUGGAGUCCAAGGACAGCAUGAUUGUUGACCUUCUAAAACAACAAAUGCAGGAACUAGAAAAGGAAAAGAGCAAUCUAAAAGAAUCCUUGGAAAGAGAACGCAAACAUUCUGAGGAGCUCUUGAAGGAAAAGGAAUCCAUUGAAAAAGAACACAUGCAUGCUGAGGAGCUCUUGAAGCAAAAUGAAUCCAUUGAGAAAAAUCACCAGCAGCCACAAACAGAAACUGGCUUAGAGGAAGUCAAGACUGCCACGUCCAUCGACCCACAGCCUAAUACAAAAGUGGAAUCUUUGGAAUCCAACACUGCAAAAGUGGAGAUUGCACCCAACCCUGAUGGUUCAAUGGCAUCUGAUAUAUCCUCCAUGUAUCACCUUCCAGACCAAUCCAGGGUAGUUGUUGAACUUCGGUCUGAUGCUCGUUGUCCCCGACCCUACCUUGUGGGUCGUUUGUCUGGACCUGCCCUGGUUCGGUUGGCUUGGACAUGGUCUAGUGGUAAUGGGAAAAGUGGUAGUGUGAUGACUGGGACCUAUGAUGUCCCUGACAAUGGGGAAUACUUCUUGGAGAUCCUGGUUGUCCACUGCAAUGACUUUUCUUAUGGGGUUCGCAGUGCACUGGAGGACAGAGACAACCUUAAAAGUCCAACACUAAAGGUUACAGGUGAACCUAAUCCAUUGACCUUUAACUUUCAACCUGUCUGCACUGAAGAUCCAUUUAAGGGUCGACUCACCAGCAAGACUGCCUCCAUCCUAAUUGCGCAGAAUGGCAACACAGAUGGUGAGGUUGUGCCCGGAUUUUGGAAGAAGACAGACAAAGUCAAGGCCACUGUGUUACACACCCGAUUGCAACCAGAACUGUGCUACCAUGAAUUUAUGGCACAGCAGAACUUGUCCCAGAUUUGUCAUGAACAGGUCCAGCUAGAUCGAUUUCUAGACUAUGAGUUUGAAUGGUCAUCCUCCAUGAAGCACCUAAGUGCAGAGGCAGUGCAGCAGUCCAGUCUUACCACCAUUUGCAUUGCUGGAUGGAGUCAUGCCCGUCUACUUGUCAAUGUAUCCACAACAAUGGGAUUCAGGCCUGUUAAUCCAACACAAAACCUUUACAACAUUACAACUAAAUGGGUCAAGGCAAAGUAUCCUCUGGAUGUUGUGAAUCAAGUCAACUUUAUGAAAGAGAAAAACUGCAGCAGCCUGAUUAUUGGUGUGACUCAAUGGCCUGCGAGCUAUGAUGGGAAUCGCCCAACACUACUGGGAGAUUACUACAAGGACUUGAAAGACAUGGUCCAAGCAGUGAGAACUGCCAUACCUGGGCUUUCCUUGUUCUUUCGAAGUGUUCAUAUAACUCCCUUGAUGGGCUCUGCUAUCAUGUGUCCACCAAAGGAUUGGCGCACAGGAACGGCCAUGAAUGGAUACAAUGAAGUGAUACAACAAGUUUGCCAAGAAAUGAAUAUUCAAUUCUUGGAUGCUACAUUUUUGACAGCACCAGUGUGGGAUGCAUCCCCUGACUACAAUCACUUGGAUGAAAGGACAUCAAAUGCUGAGAUUUUGUAUCUUGCAUCUUCUGCUUUGCUGCUCAGGGGAAAGUGA
This is a messenger RNA of Seminavis robusta, 1788 nucleotides long. The record is from the annotation of a GenBank genome assembly. NCBI's taxonomy places the organism in Eukaryota, Bacillariophyta, Bacillariophyceae, Naviculales, Naviculaceae.